Diversispora eburnea is the source of this 210-nucleotide messenger RNA. The record is from the annotation of a GenBank genome assembly. Lineage: Eukaryota; Fungi; Glomeromycota; Glomeromycetes; Diversisporales; Diversisporaceae.
GGAUCAUUUGCUGAUACUGGAGUAUAUUUUCUAAUCAUUUUAGUUUUUAAAACAUCACAUUUAUUUGCAUCGACAAAUGUAUUAUUAACAUUAGCAUUGGCACUAGCUAUGACUAAAUCUUCUUCUGAAUUUGAUUCAUUAUCUAUAUUUCAUGUCUUAGCAAUACGUAAAGUUUCUCGGGUGUUGAUAAGUUCUAAUUUAUCUCGAUAA